Molecule: messenger RNA, 6987 nt
Organism: Pongo pygmaeus (Bornean orangutan)
Lineage: Eukaryota; Metazoa; Chordata; Mammalia; Primates; Hominidae
Gene: CAMK2D
Product: calcium/calmodulin dependent protein kinase II delta
Exons: 21
Coding region: 3243-4844 (533 amino acids)
Biological process (GO): protein phosphorylation
Molecular function (GO): calcium/calmodulin-dependent protein kinase activity; calmodulin binding; ATP binding
Source: RefSeq, a predicted model, not a curated record
AGAGUUUUGCUCUUGUUGCCCAGGCUGGAGGGCAGUGGCACGAUUUCGGCUCACUGCAACCUCCCUCCUUCUCCCAGGUUCAAGUGAUUCUCCUGCCUCACCCUCCAAAGUGGCUGGGAUUACAAGCAUACGCCACCAUGCCCGACUAAUCUUGUAUUUUUAUUAGAGAUGGGGUUUUGCCAUGUUGGCCAGGAUGGUUUCGAACCCUUGACCUCAGAUGAUCCACCCGCCUCGGCCUCCCAAAGUGCCGAGAUUACAGGCAUGAGCCACCGCGCCCAGCUAUCUGACUACUUUUUAAGGAGGUUCAAACUUCAGAAAUAACUGUAAAUAUUUGUUCAAAUAAGAGAAAUAUUUAGUCUAAAAUAUAAGUCAAAGAAAGAGUACGUACAGAUUAAGCUGUGUUUGCUGUAAAAAAUGUACACAUUUAUUGUCUAAUAAUACAUCAGUAUUAAAACUCAGUUAUGUUUCCUUUAUUGUACUGCACAAUUAUAACCAUUUACAAUUAUUGGUAGUUUAAAUAACUGAGAUAAAUACUGUAAUUAUGUAGACUUCAUUACUUGAAUAUUUAAGAAACAAUUUUCUUCCCAUAUGUAAACUUUUAUAUUACCUUUAUUUAUUGUUUUAAUUUUACUUUUUCUGUUUCAAUCUUAGAUUCAGGGAAAAAUAUUAAAUUAUUUCAUUAUCACCUUGGAGCCACAUUGCUAAAUAGUUCAGAUAUUACAAAUCUUUAGCCAAGACCAAAUUGUGUUUUUUUUCAAUUUAUAGCCCAAUUAUUAAUAUUUAGAGACCAUGUUUCUUUUAUGCAGUUUUUGGUAUCAUCUUUUUCUAUAGCACUACAUUUUGCACAGUUAUUUCUUGCCUUUUAUGGCCGGGAAUCAAAAUACAUACGAACUUCAAUUUUGUUGUAAUAAACGUUAAAAUUUGUGAACAUUUUUAGUACUUCAGUAAAAAGCUCACUCAUUGGCAGAAGCGUUCCCCAGAUCAGGAAAAAAGGAAUUAGGAUUAUCUAUGACCACAAAGUAACAUUAAUUAAUAGCAGUCUUUGGGAGCAAGCAGCAGCGCCUUUAAAUCUUAGAUUCUCUUGUGUCUGCAAGUUAUCUUUUAUCUUUCAGCUGUGAAAUUUUAAGUCUAUGAAGUAAUACCACGAGCAAAUUAGCAAUAGGAUUGCAAGGUUUUUAUAGUCCCGUGCUGUAGAACAAUUAGCAGUAAUUUGAAAAAGACCGUCCAUAACGCUGUUUUCGGUCUGCGGCUAAAUUUGCAAUUGCAUAGUUUCAUUAAAGAUAACUGGAAAGAGGGCCCAGAAGUUGUUCUAGCAAUCGGCAGCAGUUUAUCUAUUUUAAAUUGUAAUGCAUGCUUUUUUUUCCUCCUACUGAAAACAAUGGCAGAUAUGCUAAAGGAAAGGACACAUUCUUGAACGGCUAAAUGGUUUUUCCAGAUAGCCAUUUACGGAGUGCACUCAAUUGCCACUAUCUGGCUGAAAGCAAAAGCACACACGACCUCCCCUUUUCUUUUUUCCCUUUGCAAAGCGAAACAGGCUAGACGUGUUCACGUGAUGUGAAUGACGUCAGCCCCCGCCGGGUCGCGUGACCUACACCCAAGCCUUCCUACUACCUCGCCCCGACCGCCAGAGUGGGAAAUAUCGCGAGAAUUCGCCUUACUAUCAGAAUUUACUGAGAUUACAGGGGAGUUUACUCAGAAGGGAAGGGAAGGUGUGGUUGAGCGGCGGAGUUUUUGCUUUCAUUCUUUCAACGUUCACAGCCAAAGCAAAGGCCUUUGGGGAUUGCCAGAGUCUCAGCCACCAUCCUGGAAAACAGCGGGGGAGGUGGGCCUGGAGGUGGCAAGUGAAAUGUGGCUCAGUGGCCGUCAUUGCCCCUUGCAGAAGGGGCUGCGGGGGAGGGAGAAAACCUGCGCCCGGUUCUGGGGAGCUGGCGACGCAGUGAACCCCGCUGAGGCUGGGUUUUGCCCCCACAGUCGCUGGUGGCUGUGGGAAGGGUUGGGACCCUUCUCUGAGAGCAAUGAACAGCCCACAUCCGGCCCCUGCUGUGUCAACUCCGAGCGGCGUGGAGAUGAAGUGGUUGCUCUCCCUUGCUCGGCCCACCGGGUGUCGUGGCCCGGGAGCCGGCCUGGAAAGGUCCCUGCUUCCCGGCGCCCAAAACAGGGGCGUGGGCUUCCGUGACCCACGGCGGCUGCCCCGGGCCAUCCUCGAGUAGCCUUGCAUCUUCCCGCUCAGUCAGCCCCAGAUUGAAGCAGCCUUCUCUGUGCGGGUUUAAAUGGGUAACUGUGACGUCUCGCCUCAUUCACCCAAACCUCCAGUCCUCUCCCCCGCACAUCCUCCUCCACCAACCUGGUUUCUCCCUAGACUGGUGUGCUCGUGAGUGCAACCAAAGGAGGGAGAGCGAGAGAUCCACGAAGGGACAGGCUUGGAGUCGCUAGAGGGAGGUGUGGGACCAGCGAGGAGGGGGCUUCGCCAGGGAGGGGGUGCUGGCAAGCGGAGGGAGCGGCGGGAGGAGGUGCCGGGGGAGGAGACGGAGGCCUGGGGACGGCAGAAGAGGCUUCGCCUGAGCCGAGCGCUCUUUCUCUCGCCGCGCCGUCUUGAAGCCGCGCGGGCUCGUGAGCAGCGCGAGGCAGACAAGGUGCCUCGCUUCGCCGGAGCCGCUGCUGCCCGCCGGAGGGAAGCCGGCCUCGGCCGCGCACGCUCGCCGGAGCCCCGGCGCGCCCCGCGCCUGAGCCUGCUGACAGCUGCCGCUGGGCUCAGGCUGUCCGCUCUGGGCUCCGCGGCCUCGGCUCCGCUGCACUCCACCUCCGCCCCCUCGGACUCCCUCCCCUCUGCUUCUACCCCUUCUGCUCCAGUGCGGAUCGUUUCGCAACUGCUUGCCACUCGCCCCGUGCCCGGUUGUUUUUCCAUUUCCCGGCCCCCUCUUCUUGAGUACUUUACCCCCUGCAUUUGGGGACAGGGACUGGAAAAGGGGCGGGUGGAGCGUCCAGUGGAGAAGAAGGAAGCGAGGCCCGCAGGAGGAGGAGGAUCGGCGGACCGUGGGGAGGAGACCCCACGCCACCCUUUCUGGUCAUCUCCCCUCCCGCCCCGCCCCUGCGCACACUCCCUCGCGGGCGAGCUACUUUCGGACCAGGAAAGUAAGGGCGGCCCUGGGUGACAGCGCCGCGGGGCCAGUCCCGGGGUUAGCCGCGCGUCUGCUCGCUUCUGGUCCGUCGCGCUCACAGCCAGGGCACAGCUCGGACCGAGGAUGGCUUCGACCACAACCUGCACCAGGUUCACGGACGAGUAUCAGCUUUUCGAGGAGCUUGGAAAGGGGGCAUUCUCAGUGGUGAGAAGAUGUAUGAAAAUUCCUACUGGACAAGAAUAUGCUGCCAAAAUUAUCAACACCAAAAAGCUUUCUGCUAGGGAUCAUCAGAAACUAGAAAGAGAAGCUAGAAUUUGCCGUCUUUUGAAGCACCCUAAUAUUGUGCGACUUCAUGAUAGCAUAUCAGAAGAGGGCUUUCACUACUUGGUGUUUGAUUUAGUUACUGGAGGUGAACUGUUUGAAGACAUAGUGGCAAGAGAAUACUACAGUGAAGCUGAUGCCAGUCAUUGCAUUCAGCAGAUCCUGGAGGCUGUGCUACACUGCCAUCAGAUGGGCGUGGUCCAUCGGGACCUGAAGCCUGAGAAUUUGCUUUUAGCUAGCAAAUCCAAGGGAGCAGCUGUGAAAUUGGCAGACUUUGGCUUAGCCAUAGAAGUUCAAGGGGACCAGCAGGCGUGGUUUGGUUUUGCUGGCACACCUGGAUAUCUUUCUCCAGAAGUUUUACGUAAAGAUCCUUAUGGAAAGCCAGUGGAUAUGUGGGCAUGUGGUGUCAUUCUCUAUAUUCUACUUGUGGGGUAUCCACCCUUCUGGGAUGAAGACCAGCACAGACUCUAUCAGCAGAUCAAGGCUGGAGCUUAUGAUUUUCCAUCACCAGAAUGGGACACGGUGACUCCUGAAGCCAAAGACCUCAUCAAUAAAAUGCUUACUAUCAACCCUGCCAAACGUAUCACAGCCUCAGAGGCACUGAAGCACCCAUGGAUCUGUCAACGUUCUACUGUUGCUUCCAUGAUGCACAGACAGGAGACUGUAGACUGCUUGAAGAAAUUUAAUGCUAGAAGAAAACUAAAGGGUGCCAUCUUGACAACUAUGCUGGCUACAAGGAAUUUCUCAGCAGCCAAGAGUUUGUUGAAGAAACCAGAUGGAGUAAAGAUAAACAACAAAGCCAACGUGGUAACCAGCCCCAAAGAAAAUAUUCCUACCCCGGCGCUGGAACCCCAAACUACUGUAAUCCACAACCCUGAUGGAAACAAGGAGUCAACUGAGAGUUCAAAUACAACAAUUGAGGAUGAAGAUGUGAAAGCACGAAAGCAAGAGAUUAUCAAAGUCACUGAACAACUGAUCGAAGCUAUCAACAAUGGGGACUUUGAAGCCUACACAAAAAUCUGUGACCCAGGCCUUACUGCUUUUGAACCUGAAGCUUUGGGUAAUUUAGUGGAAGGGAUGGAUUUUCACCGAUUCUACUUUGAAAAUGCUUUGUCCAAAAGCAAUAAACCAAUCCACACUAUUAUUCUAAACCCUCAUGUACAUCUGGUAGGGGAUGAUGCCGCCUGCAUAGCAUAUAUUAGGCUCACACAGUACAUGGAUGGCAGUGGAAUGCCAAAGACAAUGCAGUCAGAAGAGACUCGUGUGUGGCACCGCCGGGAUGGAAAGUGGCAGAAUGUUCAUUUUCAUCGCUCGGGGUCACCAACAGUACCCAUCAAGCCACCCUGUAUUCCAAAUGGGAAAGAAAACUUCUCAGGAGGCACCUCUUUGUGGCAAAACAUCUAAGGCCUGAAAACCAUUCACAUAUGGGUCUUCUAAAUAUCAACAGUGCCACUUCUGCAUUCUCUGUUCUCAAGGCACCUGGAUGGUGACCCUGGGCCGUCCUCUCCUCCUCUUCAUGCAUGUUUCUGAGUGCAUGAAGUUGUGAAGGUCCUACAUGUAAUGCAUAUGUGAUGCAUCAUCUUAUCAUAUAUUCCUUCCUAUACAUUGUUUACACUUCAACUACGGGGAUGUUCCACGCAAACUUAAAUUACUGUUGUCAAAACUAUAGGGGGAGAUUAGACCAAAAAAAAAAAAAAAAUCCACAAUAUUCAAAGUACAACUCUUCAUCAGGUUUCUCUGUUAAUGCCAAGAUUUAACAGACUUAAGAACUAUUGUUCUCUGAAUGACAGUUUGUAAGAGAAAUGUAAAUUUUUUAGAACUCUUUGCUGUUAAUCUGUUUUGGCUUGUUUGGGUUUUUUUUUUUUUUUUUUUUUUUUUGAGGUAAAAAAAUACACCUUCAGUUUCCUGGUGUGAUCCUGGUUAAAAUGGAUGAUUUUCCAUUGAAAGUUUUUCUGAUUAACAGUUAAAGUGGGUUGAUAUGUGGGCAAAAUCACUUAUGAAAGUAGAAGCAAGAAUCAGUUGGUUUGCUACCACAUAAAGCCAUGCUGUUUUUGGUCAAACUGUGUAAACUGGAAAAAUUCACAUCAUUACUGAGUUUAAUCACUUUAGGAUAUAUUCACAUUGUUUUGGUGAAUUUGCUGAAUUGAAUUGUUUCUCUUUCUCAAAUCUGUGAUCUCUUUUCUUUAUCCUGUUUCUUUGUUUCUUUCGUUUGCUUCCUUUUUUAUUUUUCUUUUGUUCCAUUCUUUUCUUACUUUUUUCCCUUUUCCUUUUUUGGGGAGGCCGGCUAGUACUGUGUGAGAAAAGAAUAAAAGUGAAAUUUGCAUAAUGAAGGUAAAAGGGAAAUAAAAGUCUUUUGAAGGUAGCUAAACUAGCACUUUUGAUCAUCUUCAGGGCCCACAAAAAUGUUGUCAAGAUUUUAAAGGUUUAUAAUUCUGCUUAAGCUCUAGUUUGGACUUAGGUAUCCUAACUAUGUUGGAGGUAUUUGCAUUGUUUAAAGUUAGGAUAAAAGCAAGUUCCUCCUGUGACUGCAACGUCUUACUGAUUGGGACAGUUGCCAGGAGGAUACCAAGUUGAUAGCAGAGAGGGUUUUAUGUAAACGCACUCACCUCCGCCUUGGGGAAUGAAAGGGUCACUUCUGCAUCAUCACUAGCUAGUUUUCUAGCAUUAGAGAGGCUUACAAAUGUUUGCCAUUCUCAUAAGUGUUUUGAACUUGAUCUUUGUGACUUGUGCUUUUUUAGCUUCUCUCUUGAAUCAGAGUAUCAUUGUCUUCCUCCAAGGAGUUAGGAUUUCCCAGUUUAAAACAAAAAGGGAAAUGUCCUAGGUUUUCUUUGUGCUUCUCAUUUUUCCUUUGUUGAUUCAGUUCCUGUGAUUUUUGUUCUCUUCCCUGAAAUGCUUUACAGUGCAUGGACUCUCCAUCAUUGUUAUUUUAACGAUAGUAAUUCACAGUCCUCAGAAGCCUAUUUUCAAAGCAGAAGCAAAAAAGAAAAACAAAACAACAAAAACAACCCUUCCUCUUUUCUCUCAUCUCACCUUUCUGUGUUGAUUACUAAUCAUCUUAGAUAUUAUUGCUAGUGGAUGUAUGGUAGAUGGGUUGAAGCUUUUCUGAUAAUUAUUACACAAUUUAAAACAAUAUAUAUUUAAAAUAAAUAUAUACAGUAAAUAUAUUGAGCCAUGUUAACCUGCCAAUGAGAUCUGUGAAAAAAUAAUGGCCUCAUUUUUCCCUUUUUAAUUUCUUUUACCCUUUUGUGAAGCAGCUAUACGUGGCAUACAUGUAUUUAAAGAAAAAAAAUAGGUGUAGAGUGUUUUUUUUACACUUUUAACUUAGCAUGUGGUGUUGAAGUAUUACUGUAGAUCAAGUUUGUCUUCCGCACUAAGAUGUGAGGAAAUUGUGAUUUGUUCUCUCCACCACAAAUGAAUUACACAUUUAUUAUCUUCUAUCAUUUUGAAACACUGCAGUUUACCAUGGGACACUGUAUAUAUUUCUUGCCAUAAUGGUAAAUGACUGAUUGAUAUAUUUAAGAGUUAAUAAAUUUGUGAUUUCUGCUGA